AUGAAAAUCAUCGUCACCGGCGCAACAGGUUUCGUUGGCCAUGCAGUCGUUCGGAAAUGUAUCUUGUCUGAAGCGAUCACGUCCGUUAUCAUACUUUCGAGAAACCCUGUCGGCAAACUCCUCAAGAGGAAGAAAGUCCGCGUUAUACGCCAUGACGAUUUCCUCUCCUAUCCUCCAGACCUUCUCGAAACGCUGAGAGGGGCCCAAUGCUGCAUAUGGUGUCUCGGCAAGAAACCCCGUCUUUGGCUCAACCCGCUGUCAGUGAAGAAAGUCAACCUAGAGUUCCCUCUAGCUGCGGCGAAUGCCUUUAAAAGCAACAUUGCACCAGGAGGACAAAGGUUUCAAUUCGUCUUUUGCAGUAUGAGUGGCGCGGAGUGGGAUCCAUUGGAAUCGUUCUGGGAAACUGCUGACAUACAAGCUGCUGACAUUCGAAAAUUGAAGGGUGCCGCUGAGCGAGGUCUGCUGGAUAUUGCCGAAGAAGCUCCUGAAGCAUUCCGCGCCAUCGUACUCCGACCAGGUUUUGUCAAAUCGGAUGCGGACAACCUUUCCUCCAUGGCUAUUGAUGGGCGUCCGGGGGUGCAUGUAUCAGUGCUGGCAAGUGCACUGCUUAGAGUUUGCAUCCAACAGCCGAUGGAGACGAUCAUUGAGAAUGAGGAGAUUGUGGAGCUGGGGACGGUGUAA
Molecule: messenger RNA, 681 nt
Organism: Exophiala viscosa
Lineage: Eukaryota; Fungi; Ascomycota; Eurotiomycetes; Chaetothyriales; Herpotrichiellaceae
Exons: 3
Coding region: 1-681 (226 amino acids)
Source: RefSeq, a predicted model, not a curated record